CCGAGUAAAUUAGUAAAAUUUAAAAUCCGGUCAUGGAAUGUGGUGGGGUUUUGUUUUAUUUUUUCCCCUUUGGGACUCAGAAAUUGUCGUAACACCGGUUUAACCGAUGUGACGUCAUAGUUUAACGUGCUUCUGGAUUUGGCUAAAGAAGAUGGCCUCUCCAGGCGCAUGCGUUGAAGUUCCACGCAAUUUUCGCUUGUUGGAGGAGCUUGAGGAGGGGCAGAAGGGUGAGGGAGAUGGCACAGUGAGCUGGGGCCUUGAGGAUGACGAAGACAUGACUUUGACACGGUGGACAGGCAUGAUCGUUGGCCCACCAAGAACCGCUUAUGAGAACAGGAUAUACAGUCUGAAAAUGGAAUGUGGACCUAAAUACCCACAUGCGCCCCCGUCUGUUAGAUUUGUAACAAAAAUUAACAUGAGUGGGGUAAAUAAUUCCAGCGGCGUGGUGGAGCCCCGUAGUGUAACAGUAAUAGCAAAAUGGCAACAUUCUUUUACCCUUAAAAUGGUUCUUCAAGAGUUAAGGCGUCUAAUGCAGAACAAAGAAAAUGUGAAGCUUCCACAGCCUCCAGAAGGACAAUCCUUCAGCACUUAAAUGUUAAAGGAUUGUUUUGGCCGUCUGUCUUAAACUUUACUCUUAGAAAUAUUGUGUAAAAAUCCUGGCUCACUUCACAUAUGAAUGAUAUCAUCUGCAAGAGCAAGAUGGGACUUUAUUACAUAGCUCAUUGGGGGUGGGGGUGUCCUUACAGUUAAGCACUGAGCAGUUAAAAAGACUACAAGGCCACAGCUAUUUGCCUUUAAUGAAAUUACUUUGACUUCUGUUCCACCUGUUCCAGCUUAAGUGGUCUUUAAGAAGGAGGCAUGGUGUCACGCAAAGGCUCUUGUACCAGAUUUCCAGUUUUAUGUGCAAAAUGACUGAUCACCGAAGCAGAUGUCAAGAUGUCCUUAUGAAGGCUUGUUCUGUAACUAAUAACUAGUCAGAGAGCUACGUUGUGAGUUAGUUAAAUUUAGCUGGCGGUGUUGAAACAUACAGAAUGCUCAACUGUGGCUGUAGUCUAAAAGUAGUGUCACAAGUUAAGAAUUUUUUUAUAUAUAUAUGUAUAUAUAAAUAUACAUAUAAAAAAAUAUAUAUAUCUGUAUUUGACACAGUACUGAUGCUUUUCUGUUCUGCAGUUCUUUGACACGUAACAGAUGUCGAAGCCUUUGCAUUCUGGUGACAAUGGCAGGUGUAUAAACUUGUGAUUUUUUUUUCUGAAAUUAAAAUC
This is a messenger RNA of Thalassophryne amazonica, 1262 nucleotides long. It is a transcript of the gene ube2v2, whose product is annotated as ubiquitin-conjugating enzyme E2 variant 2. The record is from RefSeq and is a predicted model, not a curated record. Gene Ontology annotation, cellular component: nucleus. Lineage: Eukaryota; Metazoa; Chordata; Actinopteri; Batrachoidiformes; Batrachoididae. Bases 152 to 592 code for a protein of 146 amino acids. The transcript is spliced from 4 exons. Gene Ontology annotation, biological process: protein K63-linked ubiquitination; DNA damage tolerance.